Molecule: messenger RNA, 156 nt
Organism: Lentinula edodes (shiitake mushroom)
Lineage: Eukaryota; Fungi; Basidiomycota; Agaricomycetes; Agaricales; Omphalotaceae
Exons: 1
Source: RefSeq, a predicted model, not a curated record
GAAGAUCCCAAAGCGAAACCUGGAGACUGUAUCAGCUGCAGAAUUGUGGGCACAGGUACAUUCGCGACUGUAGGCGGCUACGCGCUUUGGCAGUCCCGAGCUGUUUCUCCCGGGACGCCAAUGCAAAAGAGAGUAAUGGCAGGUGUCGGAGUAGGU